Hylaeus volcanicus is the source of this 495-nucleotide messenger RNA. RefSeq lists its product as uncharacterized. The record is from RefSeq and is a predicted model, not a curated record. Lineage: Eukaryota; Metazoa; Arthropoda; Insecta; Hymenoptera; Colletidae. The coding region runs from base 1 to 495 and encodes 164 amino acids. The transcript has a single exon.
AUGAUCCUUGCUGGACAGGACCGUUUGAAUCCAGUCGACCUCUUUCGUUCCUCUCGUCUGUCGAUGACCCUUACCCAAGAACACCUUCCCUUUCUCCUUCUCCAGAUACCUGCUUCAACCUAUUCGGGAUACGGAGAGUACGGCGGUCAAUUCUUUUACUACGGGAACAUGAAUAAAUACGCGUACGAGAGUAAAUUCAUACAUACCCCGAACCCGUUGAACGUCACGCUCGAAACUGGACAACGAGCGGAAAAACCGCCGUCUUUCGACUUGGUGAUCGAGGUCGAGUUGAAGUGUACACCCGAGCUGGCGCCACUCGCCGUUCGAACAGUCUUGAAGUCCGACGAACUCGAGGCCUACGAAACGAAAACGUACAAGCAUCAGCAGAUGUUCUUAAAAAUGAGCGUGACGUGUCCGGCGUCGAUAGCUAACAGACUCCCGGGCAACUUUGUCUGGGAGUUGCGGAGUCCGCGACGUACACGCAAAACUUCCUAA